AUGACCAUCACCAAGUUCAAAUUCGGCAAGAAGAAGAAGCCAGCCGAACCCGUCAAUGAAUACGUCAUCGACGACGUGGCAUAUCUUCGAAGACCCUCGUUUCUGUCGCAGCCGCCUGUUCGCACGCCUCCGGAUUCUUUGGGCGAAGACGCCGGCGAAAAUACCCAUCUCGGUGAGGUGGAAAAUGAGUUUGAGCCAAAACCCAACUUUCCCAUUGAAGCGGUACCCUGGAAACGGCACAAGCUUUUCACGACGCCAUUUCCAAGAUACCGCCACCUGGCGCUGUCCGUGUCGCUGGAGAAAAACGAGAUUUUCGUCAUGGGCGGCUUGAAAGACGGUUCUGUAUUUGGCGACACAUGGAAGAUAGUGCCUCAAAUCUCCCCUCUGGGGGUCUCGAUCGAUGGCUUUGUGGCCCAGCACGUCGAGGUCACGAACAACAACAAUCCUCCGGCUAGAGUCGGCCAUUCCUCGAUUCUCUGCGGAAAUGCCUAUAUCAUUUAUGGUGGAGACACUGUAGACACAGACUACCAGGGAUUCCCCGAUGACAACUUCUAUAUGUUCAACAUCAACAACUGCAAGUACACGGUUCCACUGCACAUUUUGAACAAGCCAAAGGGAAGAUAUGGCCACCUGAUCGGUGUGGUGCUGAUGAACACUUCCAGCUCCAGAUUGUAUCUCUUUGGCGGCCAGUUGGAGAACGACGUCUACAACGACAUGUACUACUUUGAGUUGAACUCAUUCAAGCUGCCCAAGGCCAGAUGGGAGAUCGUAGAGCCCCUCAAUAACUCCAAGCCUCCGCCUUUGACCAACCACACCAUGUGUGUACACAAACACAAAGUUUACAUUUUUGGAGGUAUUUACAAUAACGAGAAGGUCUCCAAUGACUUGUGGUGCUUUGACACAUUGGUCAACAAGUGGCUGCAAAUACAGACAUCGGGCGAUCUUCCAAAGCCAGUCAACGAACACUCCGCCUGUAUCGUCUCUGACAUUUUAUAUGUCUACGGCGGAAACGACUUCUCGGGCACAAUCUACGACACCUUGUAUGCAUUAGAUCUCAAGAGUUUCUCGUGGUCGAAGCUCAGCAAAGAGUUGGAAAAAGACGGUCCCGGCGCCCGUUGCGGCCACACCAUGAGUUUCAUUCCCAAAUUAAACAAGCUUAUAGUCAUGGGCGGCGACAAAAAUGACUACGUAAAUCCUUCCAGAAACGACUACGAGACGUACGAGGAGAGCAAUGGCCAAGAUGCGGGCACCAUGAUCUACGAGUUGGACUUGACCACCGCCAACCACUAUAUGAACACCCUGCGUCCUCAAAAGAGAGCAGCCUCCGCGGGCGGAGCUGCUGGUCUUGUCAGCCGUAGAGCUGCUUCGCCUCUGCCUUCGGAGGACGCUUAUACUCGUCACCGCCGUAGCCUCAGCAACAACCUAGAUGACUACAAGACUCCCAAUGGAUCGUUGGACCAUCUUGCGCGCUCGCUUGACCCCAAAGUCGAUUCCAAGGCGCAGAAAUUCGAAGACAACGGAUACGAUGACAAGUUUGUGGAAGUACCCUCAAGCGCCGUGAGCGCUCAAGUCAAUCUUGAUGAUCAAUCCAACGCUGAAGAGCCCUUUUCACAUGGAAAGUAUCGUGAAGACAGACUCUCUCCUUUGCAAGAUGAUUUGGACGACACUCCUGAUUUUAGAAGAGCCGCCAACAACGAUACCCCCAUUCUUACCAGAGAUUUUGCACAUCUCUCGGAUGCCGCUUACGAGGAGACGGAACCCGUGCCCAUAGUAUCUCACAAAAGCAAAGCUAUGUACUCUAACGGAGAAAUUAAGGACAGAGUCUCUUCUGAUAGUUCCGAAAAAAUGAACGAGUUGCAGAGCCUCAUCAAUGACUUGAAGAACAAAGUCGAGCACUUGGAAGCAGAAAAAUCCGAGGAGAAUGAAAGAAGCCAGCUGGAAAUCGCCGAUUUGAAGAUGCAAAUAAGCAACUCAAGGACUGAAGCUGCCAACCUCGAGGCUGUCCACGACAAGGAAUUAUCUGAGAGAGAAAAACAGAUCAAAGACCAAGAAGCGCUUCUUUUGGAACUCAAAACGGCUUUGGGUCCAGAAGCUUUGAAUACUAGCACCGCUUCCGAUACUCUUCCUGUAAAAGGCAUCACAGAGCUCACGAGAUUCAAGCUCCUCUCUCUAGACUUGCAAAACCAAUUGACACAUGUCACUUAUGAAAACCUGAAUUUGAAGGAGAAGCAGGCCCGGUUUGAGCCUUUCAUGAAUAACCAAAUCGAGGAGCUUUCCUCGUUGCAAAAGAUCAUCAAGGCGCAAGAAGAGCGGAUCGGCUUCUUAACAACUCAAAUCAAGCUGGAGCUGGUUCUUCUCGAACAAAUCGCCACCUUGAAACAUGAGAAGGAGGAUUUGCAAAUGCAAUUUGACAACUACAAGGUUCUCAACGCUCCUCUAGAUGUGAGCGACGAAGAGGACGACGAAGACGAGCUUGGAGAGGGUUCUCCUAGAAAAGAUUUUUCCGGCCAGCUUUCCACCAAAUUGAGUGAUCUUGUUUCCUUAUGGCAAGUUUCGUCUCUGCGCAACUCUGCCAACACAAGAGAGAUCAGCGAUAACGAGGUUGUAUCUCAGCUUCAGAAGCAGGUGGAAGAGUUGUCUGCUAUGGUAGACUCACAGCAGAAGCUUUCCGCCUCCGAGGUCGAGGAAUUACAAGGUGAGUUGGCCACCACUGCUGCCUCCUUGAAGGUGUUCGAGACAAACUAUAGAGACGCAAUGCAAGCCGCCAAGAGAACAGGCGAUGCUCUUGACUUGACCAGAGAUGAGUUGCAGCUCAAGAAAACGACCAUCGAAAAAUUGCUGAAAGAGAUCGACGAAUUGAAAUUGUAUACGAAGUCAGGUCCAAAGAGCGCCGACAAUGACAGCGCUGGCGCAGAAGACUUCAACAACCAAGAUGUUCACAAUGGAGUAGCCGCUCACUUCAAUAUGAAGAUGAAGGAAAUGGAGGCCGAGAUAUUCGUGAUGAAAAACGAAAACGAGAACUUGGCGAGCCAAGUUUCUACUUUGAAGAAGGAGCUCUACAUGGCCAAGAAUCAAAGCUAG
Molecule: messenger RNA, 3081 nt
Organism: Australozyma saopauloensis
Lineage: Eukaryota; Fungi; Ascomycota; Pichiomycetes; Serinales; Metschnikowiaceae
Gene: KEL1
Product: Kel1p
Exons: 1
Coding region: 1-3081 (1026 amino acids)
Biological process (GO): regulation of cell shape
Cellular component (GO): cell cortex of cell tip
Molecular function (GO): protein binding
Source: RefSeq, a predicted model, not a curated record